Molecule: messenger RNA, 2393 nt
Organism: Aaosphaeria arxii CBS 175.79
Lineage: Eukaryota; Fungi; Ascomycota; Dothideomycetes; Pleosporales
Product: kinase-like protein
Exons: 3
Coding region: 223-2337 (704 amino acids)
Biological process (GO): autophagy; autophagosome organization; peptidyl-serine phosphorylation
Cellular component (GO): cytoplasm; autophagosome
Molecular function (GO): protein serine/threonine kinase activity; ATP binding; protein binding
Source: RefSeq, a predicted model, not a curated record
GGAUGUCUACCCAAGAACAUCUCAGGUAACUGACGGGCGACCUUUCAGCCUCGACCUGGGUUGAGAUUCGAGAAUUUCAAGUUUCGCCAUAAUUGAAUGACCAGUACUCCGUCCGUAUAGACAUCAUCGAUCGACUAAUGCCUUUGGGAAGACUCUAACUCGGUUCGUACCUCAGGAACGUGACUUCAUUCGUUCUCCAAGAGGGGUAUUAUCGCGAGAAUCAUGUCUCGAAUCCCAGACCUUGUAAGAGACUCGGAACUCAAGGUGGAGUUCCGCGGCUCCACGACAGUUCAUUCUUAUCACGACAUCGAUGACCGUGGCCGACGACUGUUCCGGCAGGAAUUCUGGACCUGGGAUCGACUGAUCGGACGGGGAGGAUACGGACAGGUCAAGCUGCAGAAAUACACGGCACGAGACACGGACGGGGAGUCCGUUCGAGCAGUGAAGAUCAUCGACAAACCUUUGAGUGUCGGCGAGUCCAUCAACUACAAUCGGGAGCUUGAGGCGAUUGCUAAAUUCUCCAACCGUCGGUACAAACGCUGGUUCGUGCAGUCUUUCGGCUGGUACCAGGACACCACUUCGAUAUUCGUUGCUAUGGAAUAUUGUCGCCACGGUGAUCUCCAUCAUUAUCUCAAGAGUCGAGGGUCAUUGUCUGUUGGUGAAGUCCAACAUUUGGCACGGCAAAUAGUUGAAGGUCUCGAACAGAUGCACAUUAAUGAUUUUGCGCACCGAGAUCUAAAACCUGGGAACAUCCUCAUCAAAACGAUGCCACCAGAAGAAGAGUUCUGGGUAGUGCUUGCUGAUUUUGGAAUCACCAAGAGAGGAGAGGAAACAAAUGGACCGACGACGGCGAUUGGAGGAACUGACAUAUUCAUGGCACCCGAGUUGCGCGGAUAUCUCGACACGCACAGGCCCAAGUCGGUUGCUGAGUUCAAAACAGCGGACAUGUGGGCGUUGGGAGAAAUGAUAUUCCAAAUGCUGACUGGCGAAGCCACCUUUCGAAACCCUCUGGAGCUGUUCCCAUAUUGUACCGGCCAGCAAGAAUUUCCAUUCAGUCGACUGCCAGCAUCUGUUGAUGGCGAUGGUCAAGAUUUCAUUGCUUGUCUCAUGAAGACAAUGCCACAGGAUCGUAUGACUGUGACACAGUGCACCGAGCACCCUUGGAUGAGUACAAUGACUCCUAAUGAUCCCGACGACAUGGACUGUGACGAGAUGACAUCGCCGGCAUCACAGGUCUCCCUAGCCGAGCCCGCUUCUGCUCGGUGGACUAACAUAUCAGGUGCAACUGUCAAUUCUAAUCAGGCGACCAUGCGACCAGGGUCAGAAAGCAACGAACCUACUUUCAAUAUUGGCGUGAGCUGGGAUUCCCCAAUAUUAACAUUUAGAAACUUGACUCCAAUUAAGAAGGACUCAAUUCGGGAAUUCAAAGGCCAUACUGCUACUGUUCGCUGCCUGGCCUUCUCCCCAAACGGCAAAUACGUAGUGUCUGGAUCAUUAGAUGGGACGAUACUGCUAUGGGACAUUGAAACCGGUAAAUGGCCAGUGCGGACAAUAAUGGACUACUACCCUCAAGAGGUCAGCUGCCUCGCGCUCUCGCCCAACAGCAGACUCUUGGCUACUGGAUCGUCGAAGGGGAAAGUGAGCGUCCGGAACAUAGCCAACGGGAGUACCUUGAUACACACUGUUGACGGCGACAACGGCGACAUGAGCGGCAUUCAGGGACUGACCUUCUCGAAAGAUGGAUCGGGUCUGAUAGCUGCAGGAACACGUGGGGUAUUGCGAUAUUGGCACGUUUCCGGAGAGGGAGCCUUAACCAUGAAUUAUGACCAUGCCUUGAAUCCAAGGCAAGAAUGGCAAGAAUGGGCGACAGCAUGUUCAGAGAAUGGAAAGUGUUUGGCCGUAGGACCGAAAGGGUAUUUUAUGAUAUUAGUGGGUCUUAACGAUAGCUAUGUCUCCAACGAGUAUUUUACUCCAAGGCGUCAAUGCACGAUGACUUGCCUAGCGCUGUCACCAGACGGGAGUUGGCUAGCAGCAGCUUCGUACAAAGAGUCCGCUAGAAAGAUACACAUUUGGGAGUCUCCUCACAAGGCUGAAAGAGCUGUACUCGGAACACAUCUGCUUCCUACUUGCAUGGCAUUUUCGCCGGACAACAAGCUGUUGGCAACAGCGGCGGGCUACAUCUUACAGAUCUGGUCUGUUUCUACCGGUCAACUGCUUCAAAUGAUUCGAGGUCGUUACCAUGAUAUUACCUGUUUAGUGUUCUCUCCUUGUGGUACUAGGUUGGCGGCUGGAACGGAUAGUCACUUAGUACAGGUUUGGACAGUAUUUAGAUACUAAAAUACAAUUGUCAACUGGUUAAGCACGAGUAGUAAUAAAUAAGGAAACAAUGUUAC